Molecule: messenger RNA, 743 nt
Organism: Arabidopsis arenosa
Lineage: Eukaryota; Viridiplantae; Streptophyta; Magnoliopsida; Brassicales; Brassicaceae
Source: the annotation of a GenBank genome assembly
UCACAUAUCUAUAUUGAUCAAAGUUAAGAAACCCUACGAUUUACUAAAUCUCUCUAGCUAUACUUUACCAUAUCAUAUUACAUAAUGUCUAACCGAAAAUCACGGUCAAGACAAACCGGAGUUCCCAUGAUCACCGAAGAACAAAUCAACGAUCUUGUCCUUCAGCUUCAUCGUCUUCUUCCCGAACUUGGUAACAACAGACGCUCUGGAAAGGUUUCAGCAUCGAGGGUAUUGCAAGAGACAUGUAGUUACAUAAGGAACUUGAGCAAAGAAGUGGAUGAUCUGAGUGAAAGGUUGUCGCAACUUUUGGAAUCAACUGAUUCAGCUCAAGCUGCACUCAUCCGAACUGGAUCUCUCCGCCGGAUCUCUCGCCGGAAUCCACUCCUCUUUGAUCUUCUCACUCCACUCCACUCGUCUUUGAUCUCUCCGCCGGCUGUCUUCUUCUCUCUCGUGCGUGGGUUUGAAUUAGCUGCGACCAUUGUUUGAGAGGUGUUACGGAUUGAAAUCGCUGCAACCACUGUUUGAGAGGUAUGAUAUAUCUCUAAUUCAUGAUUUUGUAUUGAGUUUAUGUGUACCAAUGGAGACGAGUGUUGUGGCUUUGUUUGAUUUCGUGUUUCUAAUGCUUAUAGGCUAUGUGAAUCUGGUGAGUUUUUGUUUCAGUGAUUAGCUAUUUCUUCUUCUCUUGUAACUCUUUUCUAUAGAACCUCCGAGAAAGUAGAAUUUGAUAAAGAUGUUAAUUGGUU